This is a messenger RNA of Lodderomyces beijingensis, 852 nucleotides long. Lineage: Eukaryota; Fungi; Ascomycota; Pichiomycetes; Serinales; Debaryomycetaceae. The record is from the annotation of a GenBank genome assembly.
AUGGAGAUAUUCCAACGUGGCCAGGCUCGCGACUACUUGGAGACACUAUCGCCGGAAGAACGAGAACAAACUUUGGAAUCAGUGCACCGGUUGGUGCAGCAAGAUCAGCAGCAAAGGGCAUCAUCCAAGUACUACGAGAUCCGAUGGCACAGGAGAUUCAUCCCACUAGUGCACUUGCAAUACUCGAGAAUAUGGCAGACCGUGACUUUAUCGAACUUUGUCCGUGUGGUUCGAGCCGCUGCUCAGAGAGCAUUGAAGUUCCUAGUCAAGGCCGUGCGAAUAACGCUUUUCAUAGUUGCAGCCCAAUCCUAUUUCCGAGGCAUGGUCAGCGUCAUCUUUUCAUUCUGCGACGUGAUGACGUUCAACGACAACUUUUUGAGGGACUUGUUGACGUAUGCUUUCCAAGAUGCACCAAGUAUCUUGCGGCAUCGAGAAGCGUUGGCCGCCCACAAGGGAGACAUUUUCUACUUUUACAACCUCGAAGAGUACCAGCACUUGUCCACGUUGCAAAGCAUCAUCUUUGCGGUUAAAAACCACUUUGCUUCGAUGUUGGUGGCCACUUGCACCAAAACUGACAAUGGAGACGCAAUCACGUGCCGGCCCUACACAAACACCCUUAUAUUCAAAGUCCAGGACGUUGUGGGCAACUGCUACCCUCGCUUGUCCAAGGGACUAGUGAUGAUGGUUACGGUUCUGUUGUACUUGAUCUAUGCCACAAUAGGAAACCUCGUCUGCAUGAACAUCUUUAUCUUUUACACCUCGAACUUGCUCCUCAAGUGGAUGAGGGUGGCAUCUGUUGCCAAAAACUUGUUCUAUGUUGUAUGGACCUCCUUUUUCGAUCUCAUAGCAUAG